Xiphophorus maculatus (southern platyfish) is the source of this 8113-nucleotide messenger RNA. RefSeq lists its product as uncharacterized. The coding region runs from base 20 to 8113 and encodes 2697 amino acids. The transcript is spliced from 25 exons. NCBI's taxonomy places the organism in Eukaryota, Metazoa, Chordata, Actinopteri, Cyprinodontiformes, Poeciliidae. Gene Ontology annotation, molecular function: aspartic-type endopeptidase activity; zinc ion binding; nucleic acid binding. The record is from RefSeq and is a predicted model, not a curated record. Gene Ontology annotation, biological process: DNA integration; proteolysis.
UGGUGUCAGGAGUGGGAUUAUGGCGAGCCGGAGAAGAGGAUCUCGUUUGGUGAAGCAAAGAUCUGGUCUUCGAUCACAAUCAAAGAUGGAAGAACAGGUGACUGACAAAGCAUGGGAAAGCAUGCCAACGACGGAUGGAUCAGAUGAGGAAGGUGAACCAAAGCCUGGCCCCAGUGGAUCAAGUGCAUCUGGCAGUGAGUUUCUCACUUUGAUGAAGGGCUUUAUGGCAGGUCAGCAAAAGCGAGAGAAAGGGCUGCUGAAGGAACUGCGACAUCUUAGGAUGUCCCUGCAGCAACCACAGCAAGUACCACGUCCUCACCUUCAGUUAGGAGUUGGUGCAGAGCAAAGUGACGAUGAUGAUGAUGACGACGGUGAUCAAAGCUAUCAACCUCAGUCAGUAAGUUACACCACUGAUCCAAAAAUUCCCCCUUAUCAAUUAGGAGAAGACCUUGAAAACUAUCUGCUGCGGUUUGAGCGCAUUGCCAAGACCUGGAGGUGGCCAGAGUGUGAAUGGGCGUGCCGUCUCAUUCCACUCCUUUCUGGGAAAGCGCUGGAGGCCUAUGCUGCCAUGGAUGAGGACUGUGCUCACUGCUACAAGGACUUGAAAACUGCUUUGUUAACAAAGUUUGACAUCUCACCUGAGACAUACAGACAGAAGUUCAGAGCAACAAGUAUACCUGCUGGUGAAACUCCUACUGAAACCUACCACCGCCUUAGAGGUCUCUACCGACGAUGGAUCCGUCCGGACCAGCAUUCCAAGGAGGACAUCGGGGAGCUCAUCAUCCAGGAACAACUGCUGAGCAUUCUGCCCUCUGAUGUAAGGACCUGGGUGAAGGAACAUGAACCUGAGGAUGGUCUGACUGCUGCAAAGUUGGCUCUACAGUACAUGAACGCACGGCGAGGAGGAGCAGCACGGUUCUCCAACCCUGGACCGCGACCUGUUCAACCAGCUGGACAUCAACGGUAUCCCAGGGACCCAAGACAGGAGGUUAAAGGUAUCACCAGUUCUCUGAAUCCACCAUCUAAUGGUAAGACAUUGAUUUGCUAUUAUUGCCAGCAGCUGGGCCACAAGGCUUCUGUGUGCCCAAUAAAGAAGACUAAGUUUACUGGUUCCUGCUAUGCUCCUAGAGUUGAAAAUCAAGCUGGAGUCAAAAACUUUGAAACUAGAACUCAUAAAACUGUGACUGUGAAUGGACAGCAUGUGACUGCAUUAAUAGACAGUGGUAGUUCCACAUCACUUAUAAAAAAGAGUCUUGUACCUGUUGGAUGUAUGAACUAUGAAAAAAAAACUGAGAUCUUGUGUGUGCAUGGAGAUUGUCAUGUUUAUCCAAAAGCAGAAGUGACUGUCAUUAUUGAUGAUCAACCAUAUUUGCUAACUGUCGGUGUGGUGGAAAACCUACCUUUUGAUAUAAUUUUGGGUACUGAUCUACCUGUGAUGUUUCAUCUUUUGGAAGAGGUACGAACCGAGGGGAGUAAAGUUAGCAAUGUUUCCGGACCUGUGAUUACUCGUUCUCAGGCCAAAGAACAAGUUGAGUCCUUACCUGACUUUGAUGAGAGUUUGUUUGAAAUUCCAAAGAGGUCUAGAAAAUCCAGAAAACAGAAAAAAUUUGAGAAAAAGUUAAUGCUGAGUGGGAAUGUGUUAACAGAUUUAACGGUAGAUGACAUGUGGAAAAUACCUGAAAAUAUUGCUACUUUACAGAAACAGGAUGUGUCUUUACAACCUUUGUUUGAUCGAGUGGAGGAAAAAACUGAUGCUAAGUGGAGAGGAAGAGAAACUUUUGUGUUAAAAGAUGGUGUAUUGUAUGCUUGUAAUGAAAAACAGCGGUUGGUAGUUCCAACUUGCUGUAGGGCACUUGUCAUGCAUUUGGCACACACCAUUCCAUGGGCAGGGCACUUGGGGCGUCACAAAACAUUUAUGCGUGUCAGCUCACGUUUUUUUUGGCCGUCAAUGUACAAUGACAUUAAUGCAUUGUGUGCUUCUUGUCCCACAUGCCAGAAGACUCGUCCUGCUCGGAAAUCAGAUCGGGCGCUCCUCCAGCCACUACCCGUCGUCUCCACUCCUUUUCGUAAGGUUGCAAUGGACAUUGUUGGACCCCUAGUGAAGAGUGGGCGUGGUCAUCAGUACAUCCUGGUACUUGGGAUCUCAGCCAUCAGGACGACGCCUUACCAUCCGCAAACUGAUGGACUGGUCGAAAGGUUCAACCAGACAUUGAAGAGGAUGCUGCAGAAGUUUGUGGAUGACACUGGCAGAGAUUGGGACCGCUGGUUACCAUUCCUUCUCUUUGCCUAUCGUGAGGUGCCGCAAGCAUCAACUGGAUUCUCCCCAUUCGAACUCCUGUAUGGGUGGGAUGUUCAGGGACCAUUAGACCUGCUGAGAAAAAGCUGGGAUGCAUCAGAGACCUCAUCCAAUGCCAAAGGUGUGGUCCAGUAUGUGCUGCAGAUGAGAGGUCGGCUUGCUGAGUACCAGGAAGAAGCUGAAAAGAACCUGCUGCAGGCUCAGCAGAAGCAAAAGAGGUGGUAUGACCAGCAGGCACGGCAAAGGGUCUUAAGUCCUGGACAGAAGGUGUUGCUUCUCCUGCCUUCAUCCACAAGCAAGCUUUUGGCAAAGUGGCAAGGGCCCUAUACCAUCAGCCGACAGCUAGGACCCACCACCUAUGAAGUCUACCAUCCUGACAAAAAGAAAGCUACACAGGCUUAUCAUGUGAACUUGCUAAAGGAGUGGAAAGAACUAUCAUGUCCAGCUCCAGAAACAUCAUGCCUGUUGAGGCCAGUGGAAGAGGAAGAAGAGGUUCCUGGUGUUGAAGUGAUGGCUGAACAGUCAACCCCCAAUCUCAGCCACUUGACCUCACACCAAGCCUCACAACUUCAGCAGAUCUUCCAGAAACUGUCUCCUCUCUUUUCUCCUAAUCCAGGCCGGACCUCCUUGAUUGAGCAUGCAAUUCGACUGAAAGAGAAGCAGCCAAUUCGUCAACGCCCAUAUAGAGUUCCACAGCAGUUGGUGGGGCAGCUGCGAGAUGAAGUCGAGACCAUGCUAACGUCAGGUAUUAUUGAACCUUCAAACUCUGAAUGGUGCAGUCCAGUAGUCAUUGUGUGUAAGAAAGAUGGCUCACUGCGGAUUUGCAUUGAUUUCAGAAAGCUUAAUGCAGUUUCAGAGUUUGAUGCCUAUCCCAUGCCCAGGGUGGAUGAGCUGCUGGAAAGGAUUGGAAAAGCCAAGUUCAUUACCACUCUGGACCUGUGUAAAGGCUACUGGCAGGUUCCAUUGGAGCCUUCGAGCAGACCGUACACAGCAUUUCGUACCCCUUCUGGUCUUUUCCAAUUUACUGUAAUGCCAUUUGGCCUGCAUGGUGCUCCAGCCACCUUCCAGCGGCUAAUGGACAAAGUCUUGCAAGGAAGUGAAGACUACAGCGCUGCUUAUCUGGAUGAUGAGACCAGAUACCUGGGUUACCAGCUGGGGAGAGGAGAGGUGCGGCCACAGAUGGACAAAGUUGAAGCGAUCCAAAAGUGUCCUCGUCCUCGAACCAAGAAGGAAGUGCGGUCGUUCCUGGGACUAGCUGGUUGGUAUCGAAGUCCUGAUUUCAGUAAGAAAUUUCUGGUUCAAGUGGAUGCAUCCACAGUUGGCUUAGGAGCUGUCCUGGCUCAAGGAGAUCCUGGGGAGGAGCAACCCAUACUCUACCUGAGCCGUAAGCUGUUACCUCGUGAGAACUGCAGCACCAAUCAGCACAACCUCAGCAGCAACCACAACUGUGACACAAACCACCACAACAGCUACACCAACCACAACAACUGUAGCACCAACGGCAACAACUGCUGCAUCAACAACAAGUGCGGUACCAACCACUACAACCGCAGCACCAAUCAGCACAACCUCAGCACCAACAACAAACACUGCUGCACCAACCACGACAUCCACCGCAACAACAACUGCUGCACCAAUCACCACAACAACUUCUGCACCAACAACCACAACUACCACCACAACUGUGACACAAACCACCACAACAGCUAUACCAACCACAACAACUGUAGCACCAACAGCAACAACUGCUGCAUCAACAACAAGUGCGGUACCAACCACUACAACCGCAGCACCAAUCAGCACAACCUCAGCACCAACAAAAAACACUGCUGCACCAACCACGACAUCAACCGCAACAACAACAACUGCUGCACCAAUCACCACAACAACUUCUGCACCAACAAUCACUACUGCUGCACCAACCACGACAUCCACCGCAACAACAACUGCUGCACCAAUCACCACAACAACUUCUGCACCAACAACCACAACUACCACCACAACUGUGACACAAACCACCACAACAGCUACACCAACCACAACAACUGUAGCACCACUCAGCACAACCUCAGCACCAACAACAACCACUGCUGCACCAAUCAUCACAACAACUUCUGCACCAACAAUCACAACUGCUGCACCAACCACGACAUCCACCGCAACAACAACAACUGCUGCACCAAUCACCACAACAACUUCUGCACCAACAACCACAACUCACCAAUCAGCACAACCUCAGCACCAACAACAAACACUGCUGCACCAACCACGACAACUGCUGCAACAUCCACAACAACUACAGCACCAAUAACCACAACUGCUGCAGCAACAACAACUAACCGCAGCACCAAUCAGCACAACCUCAGCAGCAACCACAACUGCUGUACAGACCACCACAACUGUGACACAAACCACCACAACAGCUAUACCAACCACAACAACUGUAGCACCAACAGCAACAACUGCUGCAUCAACAACAAGUGCGGUACCAACCACUACAACCGCAGCACCAAUCAGCACAACCUCAGCACCAACAACAAACACUGCUGCACCAACCACGACAUCCACCGCAACAACAACAACUGCUGCACCAAUCACCACAACAACUUCUGCACCAACAAUCACUACUGCUGCACCAACCACGACAUCCACCGCAACAACAACUGCUGCACCAAUCACCACAACAACUUCUGCACCAACAACCACAACUGCAAACCGCAGCACCAAUCAGCACAACCUCAGCAGCAACCACAACUGCUGUACAGACCACCACAACAGCUACACCAACCACAACAACUGCAGCACCAACAGCAACGACUGCUGCAUCAACAACAAGCAACAACAACAACUGCUGCACCAAUCACCACAACAACUUCUGCACCAACAACCACAACUACAAACCGCAGCACCAAUCAGCCCAACCUCAGCAGCAACCACAACUGCUGUACAGACCACCACAACUGUGACACAAACCACCACAACAGCUACACCAACCACAACAACUGUAGCACCAACAGCAACAACUGCUGCAUCAACAACAACAACAACCAGUACGGCACCAACCACUACAAACAGAGCACCAACAACCACAACUGCUGGCCCAACAACCACAACUGCAGAAACAACUACCACAACUUCUUCACCAACAACAACCCAACAACAACAAGCGCAGCACCAACCACUGCAACCGCAGCACCAACCACAACAACUGCAACACAAACCACAACAACCACCAACAACCACAACUGCUGCAUCAACAACAAGUGUGGCACCCACCACUACAUCCGCAGCACCAACCCACACAACCUCAGCCAUAACAACCAUAACAACUUCUGCACCGACCACAACAACUGCAGCACCAACCGCAGCAACCGCUGCACCAAUCACCACAACAACUUCUCACCAACCACAACUUCUACACCAACAUCAACCGCAGCACCAACCACAGCAACUGCUGCACAAACGACAACAAACACAGCACCAACCACAACAUCUGCUCACGGCACGAACCACUACAGCCACAGCACCAACAACCACAACUGCAGUACUAGCCACCACAACUUCUUCACCAACCACAACUGCUGCACGAACCACAAUAACUACAACACCAACAACCACAACUGCUGCAUCAACAACAACAACAACAACAAGCGCAGCACCAACCACUGCAACCGCAGCACCAACCACAACAACUGCAACACAAACCACAACAACUGCAGCACCAACAGUCACAACUGCUGCAUCAACAACAACAACAACAUCAACAACAAGCACGGCACGAACCACUACAACCACAGCACCAACAACCACAACUGCAGUACUAGCCGCCACAACUUCUUCACCAACCACAACUGCUGCACUAACCACAAUAACUACAACACCAACAACCACAACUGCUGCAUCAACAACAAGUGUGGCACCCACCACUACAUCCGCAGCACCAACCCACACAACCUCAGCCAUAACAACCAUAACAACUUCUGCACCAACCACAACAACAACAGCACCAACCACAACUUCUACACCAACAUCAACCGCAGCACCAACCACAGCAACUGCUGCACAAACGACAACAAACACAGCACCAACCACAUCUGCUGCAGCAACAACAACAACAACAACAACAAGCGCAGCACCAACCACUGCAACCGCAGCACCAACCACAACAACUGCAACACAAACCACAACAACUGCAGCACCAACAGUCACAACUGCUGCAUCAACAACAACAACAACAUCAACAACAAGCACGGCACGAACCACUACAACCACAGCACCAACAACCACAACUGCAGUACUAGCCGCCACAACUUCUUCACCAACCACAACUGCUGCACUAACCACAAUAACUACAACACCAACAACCACAACUGCUGCAUCAACAACAACAACAACAACAACAAGCAUGGCACGAACCACUACAACCACAGCACCAACAACCACAACUGCAGUACUAGCCGCCACAACUUCUUCACCAACCACAACUGCUGCACUAACCACAAUAACUACAACACCAACAACCACAACUGCUGCAUCAACAACAAGUGUGGCACCCACCACUACAUCCGCAGCACCAACCCACACAACCUCAGCCAUAACAACCAUAACAACUUCUGCACCAACCACAACAACAACAGCACCAACCACAACUUCUACACCAACAUCAACCGCAGCACCAACCACAGCAACUGCUGCACAAACGACAACAAACCAACCACAACAACUGCUGCACCAGCCACCACAACUUCUGCACCAACAACAACCGCAGCACCAACAACAACCGCUGCACUAACCACAAUAACUACAGCACCAAAAACCACAACUGCUGCACCAACCACAACAACUGCAGCACUAACCACAACCACAGCAACAACUGCUUCACCAACCACAACGACUGCAGCACCAACUGCUACAACUGCUGCAUCAACAACAAGUGCGGCACCAACUUCUACAACCGCAGCACCAAUCAGCACAACCUCAGCACCAAACACAACAACUGCUGCACAGACAACCACAACUACAGUCCCAACAACCACAACUGCUGCAGCAACAACAAGAAGCGUGGCACCAACCACUACAAAUGUAGCACCAACAACCACAAGUGCUGUGUCAACAACCACAACUGCAGAUCCAGCCACCACAACUUCUUCACCAACAACAGCCGCAGCACCAACAACCACAACUGCUGCACCCAACCACAACUUCUGCAACAGCAAGAAAUGCAUCACCAGCCACAACAACUACAGCACUAACCGCAACCACAGCAACAACAACAACUGCUGCACCAACCACAACAACUGCUGCACAAACAGCCACAACUACAGCCCCAACAACCACAACGGCUGCACCAACCACAACAACUACAGCACCAACAUCCACAACUGCUACAUCAACAACAACAACAACAAGUGCGGCACUAACCACUCCAACCACAGCACCAACAACCGCAACAACUGCUGUACCAACAACCACAACUGCAGAACCAGUCACCACAACUUCUUCACCAACAACAACAUCUGCAGCACCAACCACCACAACUGCUGCACCAGCCACAAUAACAGCAGCUCCAACUGCAACACCAACCACCACCAGUGUAGCACAAACCACCACACCCAUUGCAACAUUCACCACUACUUCAAAACCAACCACAACACCAUUCGCCACAACUCCAACUGGCAGAACAACCACAACAACCACCUCAACAAUGUCAACUGCAGCCACAGACACAUCAAACUCUGCAACAGUGCCACCCACAGGUGCAGCAACAAGUGCCACAACAACAAACCCAACCACAUCAACAAUGACAAACACAGCUAG